This is a messenger RNA of Suillus fuscotomentosus, 3762 nucleotides long. RefSeq lists its product as uncharacterized. The transcript has 12 exons. Bases 1 to 3762 code for a protein of 1253 amino acids. NCBI's taxonomy places the organism in Eukaryota, Fungi, Basidiomycota, Agaricomycetes, Boletales, Suillaceae. Gene Ontology annotation, biological process: barbed-end actin filament capping; actin filament severing. Gene Ontology annotation, molecular function: phosphatidylinositol-4,5-bisphosphate binding; actin filament binding. The record is from RefSeq and is a predicted model, not a curated record.
AUGCAGACAAGCACACCUCGCUCGCCGCGCUUUGACCUUCCUCCUGCACCUGUUUAUACCACUUCCAAUACAGCUGACAACGGCCUUGCGGAGUGGACGAGCAAGAUCAAGGCAAUGCAACGCCAGGUCAACGCGGAUGAUGAGGCAGAGCAACGUCGUCUCGAGGAAGAAAUCGUGCGGGCACGACUUGCGAGGAUGAGACGAAGUACAUCAGGCAUGAGCGGUGAUUUCGGCUUACAGGAAUCAUCAUCUAGUGUCACUCCUUCGCCAAAUGAUCUGCCUGCGGGCAACACUACCAGUGCACCUGCCUCAGAGAAGCCACCUCGAACUAUACCUUCACAUAAACCAGCAGUGUCAUCUAAUACCACGCCCAAGAGAGUCCAUAUGUCAUUGGCUGCAUUUAUGGGUGGGUCGACUGCUGCCGGCCCUCGAUUGAAACGCCACGAGCCACAACAGGAUGCCACUGUUGUGCAUGAUGGGCGCAAGGAUCAUGGUCCCGUACAUCCAAUAUUCGGAAGAAAUGGAAUCGCUAUGCCGGGGAUGGUCAAAGGAGAUGCACAACCUUCUGCAGCUGCCACAUUUCCACCUUCAGCUGGCACACCUGUUCGUGCAUUUCCCACUUCCACACCAGAUGUCGUGAGAUCCCGUACUACGAGUACUUCCUCGGUCGCCCGUCGAUAUGUGGAACAACUUGAAAGCCAGCCGCAGUCUCUGAACCCAGGACUUGCAAGGCCAGGCAUUCGGGAGCGCAGGAUAAGCACUCCCGCGGGCAACAUUUCAGCACAGCUGAGAGUAGAUACGCCACACUCGCCUUCAUACCGUUUGUCUCAGAACUAUGGUACCAGAGCUGCUGUGGUUCCACCAAGUUCCCUCGUUGACUCUCGGUCGAAAACCCCCAUCACUGCGGAGAUGCGCCCCAAGACACCUGUUACUGAAACUCGUGUGAAGACUCCCAAUCCUGAAUCUCCCAAUCGUGCAAAAACGCCUGAUGCAGAUUCUGGUCGCACGAAGAGCCCAAUCUAUACACGUUCAAAUUCCUCUCAGCCCUCUUGGACACCUAGACAACAGUCUACUCCAAUUCCAUCUGUCACUCCAACGUCCCCUGUGCGGCAGACUUACUCCCCACAGCCAUCACGCGGGGUCUCCCCUGCCUUUCUGUGUCCGCCUGCCAAUUCAUCUACCAAGGAUCCAACGCCAAGUAUCAGUCGGCUGCAGGGUCGCGGUUUUGUGCAGAGUGUUGUUCAAGCCAGUGGACGCCUCGAAUCAGCAGCAGGAGCCGCGAGGAGGGAGAGCACAUUUGGAUCCCCAAGUCAAGCUGCCAGCGAAACGCGAGAUAAGAGUGCUAGAAGAGCAAGUGUCUUAGACCGUUGGCAGCCUGCAAUGAAUAAUACUGGAACACCAUCACUGCCCCCACAGUCCCCAUUCCCGGUAAACCGCGGAAGGACACCAGAAGCCAGGCAGGCAGAAGUGAAAACGCACGACACGGAAUUUUCUUCAAAGAGCGCUGUAUCCAUUCCCACCCUUCCGAAAACGCCAUCUGGGAAGACCAGUGCUCUUCCUGAGAGCGCGAAUAAUAACUUAGGGUCCUCCACCACGAUGAUUGCAUACAUCAAGCCAACCAAGACUGGUGAUGAUCCAGUCGUUCGCAAUGUUGAUGAACUCGGGGUGAAAGCGGACGGGAGUGAGGCGAGGACGCGUGUAUCUUCGUCUCCUAACAAGCCACUGAGUCAUCCAACCAAGGAUAGAGCGAAGAAACCUCGCAAAACAGGUGGUUCUGCACAUGUUGCCUCUCCUGAAGGACAGCCUCUUGAUGUAAAAGCCACUUUACCACAACCGAUUGCGGUAGAAUCGAUCACCUCAACAAAAAACACUCAAUUGCUUCCAAUUGCUCCCACCCAGCCAAUGAUACGAUCUCGAUCGAAACCUCAGUCACAGCUUCCACUGACGAUCGCACCAUCCAACACCACUGGCCGUGUCACAGACCGCUGGACAGAACCGACAUUGAUUGGUGUAAAGCCUAUUGCAUCCUCAAAUUCUACUGCAGGCCAGCCUCCCCCGAGUCAGAAACCGCAGGGUACGGUGGGAAGACUGGCUCUGCCAGGCCUAGCGGCUGCACCAGAAACUGCAGAGAAAGUGAAGGAGAAACCUCCUCUUGGAAAGGAGCGCGCGGUCUCACCUUCGCUAGCGAAACAUGGCCGCACUCCUAACACAGGGAAUCGUGCCACCGUCAUGGACGUUGCGCAAGCUUUGAGUGGGGCCCAGCAGGGAAACGAUUGCGCGCUGAGUCCACUUGCUCCUAGCAUUCUGAGUUCUCAGGCUGAGAAGAGGAAGCCGAGUAUUGAGAAAUACUCCUCUUUUAUGAUGCCACCGCUGAAGGAAGUGAAGACCCCUGUGUCGUCUCCAGCAGGAACAUUGGCAAAAUCAUUUGGGGAGGCUUUACUGGAUUCCAAACUCGUCGGUGAAAGCUCCAAAAGUAUGUUCGAUGUCGUGCACAUCGGUGAGUUGAGCUACAUUGUUUUAGUAAUUACUGAUUCGAUUAUUCUGACAGAUCACACGAACGAGUCCCUGCCAAGUGUCGAUGUGGAUGCUCUGUUGAAAUCUGUUCCUCCAACGUUUAGCGCUGACCCGAAUAUUCACACCAUUUCUGUUGAGACUUUAUCCAUCAAUAACGGCACCGCGACUCCCGUCCUGCGCGAUAUUCAUAUUCUCUACGAUACGGAGGUGUUGGUGAUUGUACACCGCGGAAAGGCCCGUGACGGUGGGCUUGUUUCCAUGAAGGUUUGGUGCUGGCAUGGGAAACAAUGCCGAUUUGGCGAGAGAGAGCAGAAGAAGGCAGAUGAGCUUGCAAGACGGUAUGGAUCAGCUCUGGAAACAGUGUUCCAACGACACGAACCUCCAGAACUUGUUCAUGUUCUGGGAGGAAAGAUUGCCAUCCGGCAGGGCACUCGCACGCACUGGACUUCUGAAAAUACAGCAAUGCACGUGGUGCGCUCGAGCGGGGAACACAUAUAUAUCGACGAAUUGGAUUUGAGCAUCCGAAACCUGUGUUCAGGCUAUAGCUACUGUGUCUCUAUCCUUGACCAGAUUUAUGUUUGGCAUGGUUGUGGGUCAACUCCGAAGGAACGCAAUGCUGCCCGAGAUUACGCACAGGUCUCCGCCGCGAAAGGGACUUCUAUCAAGGAACUUCGAGAAGGUGACAAUGAUGUAGAUGACGAGAUGUUCUGGAUGGUCCUUGGUGACUCUGGGGAUUACGCCAAGGCAGACUAUUGGAGAUUUAGAAAUGCUUCUGCUCCCAGUGAUCCUCGAUGCUGGAUCGUGGAUGCUACAGUCGAAGGCGACCCGAUUCGUGCUGUUGCAUUGAUAUCGGCAGAGACUAUACUUCAGCAAUCAGUGUACAUUAUCGACUGCUCUUUGGAAUUCUUUGUCCUGGUUGGAAAACAUGCACGUUCCAAACGUUCCGAUAUCUCUCUAGCAAUUCAGACCGUCAUGGCUAUGGCGAAGAAGGUGGCAAUAUCUAAACCCUUCUAUCCGACCAUCCAUGUACUUGUAAUACCUACGCAACUUCCUCUGGACAUGCGGCAUGCCUUCCGCGAUCUUGAUGAGUCUCAAGUGAAUGGAGGCUUCGUCCCCGAUCACAUGAAUAUCCUUUCGACUACCGAGGCGAUUGAGCAUCUGCGCACUUCAUCUUGGGAGAAAGCAGCAUUGCGAGAUCAGAAUAUGCUUCCUUUGGGUCUUGACGCAGCUCCUGUACUGUCAUCUUGA